Molecule: messenger RNA, 1359 nt
Organism: Angiostrongylus costaricensis
Lineage: Eukaryota; Metazoa; Nematoda; Chromadorea; Rhabditida; Metastrongylidae
Source: the annotation of a GenBank genome assembly
AGGAUCAAAUGCGGUUAUAAGGACUGUCGGAGGUUUUUCAGAAUCACUUAUAUUCCAUCAGCUGUAUUCGAUGUUCCGAUUUCUGCUACUGUUGAAAAUUUAAAUGCUUUAGUUAACAAAGCAAUAUGCUCUGCAAAUGGGUCCUGGAGUGAUAAACGAUUUGAGCUUCUUAUCGGGGAAACAUUCGUUCGUUCAUCACUGGCAGAGUUCAUUGAGGAGUACAGCGUUGAGACUGAGACUGUUCUAAAGAUUGAAUGUAUACUCGGGAAAGAGACUCCCAAACCACUUCAUGACAUCUCUGCACCGGACUGGAUCUCUUCCAUUGCUAUUUCUUCUUCUUAUUUAUUCGCAACGACGUAUAGUGGUGAUGUCAUCAUAAUUGAUAGUAAUGGUAAGAAAGUGCUUGAGAAUCAACGGGAUAAAGGAAGCGCUCUAAAAUGUAGUGUUCUCAUGCACAAGGAUAUAGGUGGGUUUCGUUGUCUUCUAAAAUAUUCUUUUGUUAACAAACUAGAAGACACUUCAGAACCCAAAAAACUGGAAGGUCAUCAAAUUGUUUCUGGUGGUGAGAACCAAAUAUUAACUUUGUACGAAGUCGAAAGUAGCGCCAUGAUCCCAAAGACUGUUUUUCGAGGGCACGAGCGAAGUGUUGAAUGUGUAGACGUUAAUAAAGAAUGUAGUCGUCUAGUAUCUGGUGACCAAGCAACAGUUUUUGAAAAAGACGCAGAUGGUGACCAGAAUCCCAAGAAGAGAAAAGAAAAUUUUGUCACUAAGGUGAAGUUUGUUUCUUGUUCAACAGAAAGGCUGUUCAGAAAUGAGCGGAAUGUAAAACAAAAAUGUCAAGGCGUUUCUGAGGCUGAAUAUUACUAUUUUAUUCACAAGGACGCUGUGGUUGGUCUUCGAUGGUGUUCUUGGAAUAGCAGUCAGGUUAUAUCGGCGUCUUGGGACCACUGUAUUGCUUUAUGGGACUUACAACUUGCGGGAGAGGUUUCCCGAAUUCGUGGAUCAAAGUCGUUCACCAGCAUCGACGUUAAUAAGAAAUCUGGUUUGGUCAUUAGUAGCAGUACGGAUGCGGUUCCAAGACUUUAUGACUGCCGUAGCCAUGAUGGUUCUUUGGUGAAGCAAUCAUUCAUUGGUCAUACUGGUUGGGUAUCAUGCGUUAAAUGGAGCCCUCGCGAUGAAGUGUGUUUUGUGAGUGCAUCCUUCGAUAAAUCAAUGAAGAUGUGGGAUAUUCGGUCAUCUAAGACGUCACUGUUCGACUUACAUGGUCAUGAUGACCGUGUUUUGUGUUGCGCAUGGGGCGAUGGUGUCGUCGCGAGUGGAUCAGCUGAUAGCACAAUUAAAGUGUUUUCUACACCAUAG